CGUGACAGAGGCGCUGCAGCCCUGGGCAGCUGUGGAGAGGCGCCCGGACACGGACAGAGAGCAGACAGUGAGGAUGGGCGCCAGGCGCGGUGACUGACAGCCGCUCCACAGGGAGGGGCGCAGCUGCUGCUUGCUAAGUAGCGGCAAGUCCUAGGGAGUGACACUGAGGAGCAGCGCGGAGUGCAGGUGACGGAGCUGGGGUGCUGCCAGCAUGAAGCGGAGCCUGGAGGAGGAGAGCCGGUGACCCUGCUGUGCGCCUGCUGCUGCUGCUGACCGCCCUGCGCUGUCCUCCUCAGGAGGACCCCUAGUCCUGGAACUUGGAGCAGUCAGCAGCCCCCUGGCAGUCCCCAGUGCCCCCACUACUUUCUCAGCAUCCAGCACUUUUAUCAUUAGAACUGCACCAAUGGAGCCUUGGAGACAGUGCGCCCAGUGGUUGAUCAGGUGCAGGGUGCUGCCACCCAACCACAGGGUGACAUGGGACACGGCGCAGGUAUUCGACCUGGCGCAGACCCUCCGGGAUGGGGUCCUUCUGUGCCAGCUGCUCAAGAACCUCCAGCCCAGCUGCGUUAACUUGAAGGACAUCAAUCUUCGCCCGCAGAUGUCCCAGUUUCUGUGUCUAAAAAAUAUCCGAACAUUCCUGUCUGUGUGCUGUGAAGCCUUCAGCAUGAAGAAAAAUGACCUCUUUGAAGCAUUUGACUUAUUUGAUGUACGAGAUUUUGCAAAGGUUAUAGAAACGUUGUCCAAACUGUCUCAUACGCCCAUCGCACUGUCGUGUGGAAUAAGGCCGUUUCCAACAGAGGAAAGUGUGCAAGAUGAAGACAUCUACAAAUCAUUGCCUGACUUAAUUGAUGAGUCUGGGAUGGAAGAAGAUAAUGAGUUGUAUUAUGACUGCGUGUACAGGGAGGAUGAAGCCGAUGAAGUGUAUGAAGAUCUUAUGAAGGCCGAGGCUGCACUGCCCAGUAGGACUGCAGAGAGUGACAUUCGGAGCUGUUGCCUCCUAGAAAUUAAGCAGACAGAAGAGAAAUAUUCAGAGACCUUGGAAUCGAUAGAAAAGUUUUUUAUGGAUCCUCUGAAGAAAUUCCUGCCUACAGCAGACUUGCAAAAAAUAUUUAUUAAUAUUCCUGAGCUAGUGAAAGUGCACAAGAGCCUAGUGCUGGAGGUCAGCGACUCAGUCACACAUAAAAACAGUCAAAACCUCUACCAGAUCUUCCUGAAAUACAAAGAGAGACUUCUCAUUUAUGGAGAAUACUGUAGUCAUGUGGAGUCAGCCAUAUCUAUCCUGGAUAGCAUCUCCAAAACCAGAGAAGAUGUCAGAUUAAAGCUAGAGGAAUGUUCAAAACGGGCUAAUAAUGGGAAAUUCACCCUGCGAGACCUGCUUGUUGUUCCCAUGCAGAGGGUUCUGAAGUAUCACUUGCUGCUCCAGGAAUUGGUUAAACACACUACUGAUGAACUAGAGAAAAACAACCUACGUCUGUCACUGGACGCUAUGAAGGAUUUAGCUCAAUAUGUGAAUGAGGUUAAAAGAGACACAGAGACUAUUCGGGAAAUCGAGCAAUAUCAAAAUUGCAUUGAGAACCUGAAUCAACCCUUGGUGUUAUUCGGAAGACCGAAGGUGGAUGGUGAAAUCAAGUUUAGUACACUGGACAAGCGCACGCGACAGGACAGAUAUAUAUUUCUGUUCGAUCUGGCUGUCAUUGUGUGCAAAAGAAGAGGGGACAAUUAUGAAAUGAAGGAAGUGAUAGAUCUGCAGAAAUACAAACUAACGAAUAAUCCAACUAACGACAAGGAGAAUAAAAAGUGGUCGUAUGGAUUCUAUCUUACACAUGUACAGGGGCAAAAUGGCUUUGAAAUCUAUUGCAAGACCAGAGAUUUAAAGAAGAAGUUGCUGGAACAAUUUACAAUGGCGUUGUCCAACAUUCACCCAGAAUAUGCCACCUCCAGUAAUCAUGAAUUUAAGAUGCAUACAUUUGAACGAGUUACAUCCUGCAAAGUUUGUCAGAUGCUGCUCAGGGGGACCUUCUUCCAGGGAUAUUUUUGUUCUAGGUGUGGGACAGGGGCUCACAAGGAGUGCCUGGGCAGAGUGGAUACCUGCGGACGUGGAGAGUCCGGUACUUUGAAGGCUUGGAGAGAAAAUGGUCCUUCGAGGUCAGUAAGACCUACAGAUUCAGGUUUACCAAAAUUGCAGGUUAUUAGAACUUACAAUGGUUAUCCAGCACCUCCAGUGAACAAUGGCCCUUCACUCACCAUACAGGUUGGGGACACCAUUGAGUUAAUAAGGGCUGAUCCUCACACCCUGUUUUGGCAGGGAAAAAAUAUUGUCACUGGAGAGCUUGGCUUUUUUCCAAGUGAUGCGGUAAAACCAAGCCCCUGCGAGAUGCCAAAGCCAGUAGAUUACUCUGGACAGCCAUGGUAUGCAGGGGCUAUGGGGAGAGUGGAGGCAGAGGUGGAGCUGAUGAAUAGAGAAAACAGUACCUACCUCAUCCGACACAGAACGAAGGAGAUCAGAGAGUAUGCAAUCAGUAUUAAGUACAACAAUGAAGUGAAGCACAUCAAGAUAUUAACGAGAGAUGGCUUUUUUCGCAUUGCAGAAAAUAGGAAAUUUAAAAGUUUAAUGGAACUUGUAGAAUAUUAUAAACUUCAAUCUCUCCGAGAAGGUUUCAGGAGUUUGGACACAACUCUUCUUUUCCCUUACAAAGCUCCAGAAUAUCAAGCUGCACAUGCAAAUAAUCGGUCAUCAGGAAUGUUCUUGAGUCCCAGAGUUCUAGGUAUUGCCAUUGCACGGUACGAUUUCUGUGCCAGAGACAUGAGGGAGCUGUCCCUAUUCAAAGGCGAUGUGGUAAAGAUCUAUUCCAAGUCUGGGACCAAUGGCUGGUGGAGAGGAGAAGUGAAUGGCAAGGUUGGCUGGUUUCCAUCCACAUAUGUAGAAGAAGAUGAAUGACAUUAGUUAUCUACACUGGAAAUUUUUCUCAAGGUUGCAAAUUUCAGCUUAACCACCCCCAAAGCUUGGAGCAAUUGCACAAUUCUCCACUGUCUCAGUACUGAUCAUGUAACUAAUGGGCAUGCCCAGGAGGUGAGAAUCAUGUGCAUUCGGGAUGUUCCAUACCAUUGCAGGCUACGAAGGGUCGUGGAAUGAAAUAGACUUGGUGUACCAGUAUGUGAGAUCCAGAAAAAUCUACAACUGAGCCCAUAUCCUAAUAUGCAAGACGAAAGAUUAUACCUGUGCUAACUAGCAAGGUGUUGGCAAGACUCACACAUACAGUGCCUAUCAAUAUGAUCAACCCAACAGACUUUCUCAUGUUUUUUAUUUAUGGCGUUUAUGUGGGAUUUAAUUAGAUGAUUUAAAAUGAGAGUGAAAAAUCUAUGUUAACUAUUGUUGUUAAAUGCAAAAAACUGAAUGCGUAACUGGUCACCCUUUACAAUGCUCAUCAGAGACACCUUUGGGCACCAAAAACAUGGGGGAGAUGAUCAAACUGGUGUAAAGUAGAACUGGCUUAGUUGCCCAUAGCAACCAAUCAGAUUUCACCUUUUAUUUUCCAAAGGAGCUGUGAAAAAUUAAAGAAGGAAUCUGAUUGGUUGCUAUAGGCAACUAAGUCAGUUCUACUUCACACCAGUUUGAUAAAUCUCCCCCAUAGCCUUGAUUUAUCUCAACACAUUACGGCAUUACAGAGAUUUCCCAUUUGUUCCCAUGUGAGCUUUGAACAUACACAGGUUCUCUGUGACAUGAACGUUGUCUUUAAAACAUCCCCUCUGUUCACAUAAAAACCUCUGCUGCAGAUUCUGUCACCUUUUCCAGGAGAAAUAGAACUGUGUGCAACACAAUGGGGGACAUUUAUCAAUAAUGUUGUAAUUUGUGCCCAAAAAAUACUAACAUUACAAAUCAAAAGUGGUGAUUUGUUUCACCUCAUAUAGCAAAAGGCACGUGCCACUUUUAAAACUUGACUUUUUAAAAUCUAAAUUUGAUUAUCUGCCUAUUUCUCACGAUUUUUGACACUUUAACACCCAUAGAACUAAAAUCCGACUUUUUUUUACCGAAAUUCAGCUAACCCUGUCGGACCACACUUGUAACUUUUGAAACAUAUUUGUGACUUUUAAAGCAUAUUUGCGACAUUUCCAGUGGUAAAUUUUGACUUUGGUCUCAGACUCCGGGACGUUUUUGUUAUUGUUCUGUUUUUGUUGAACGUCCAUUUACUGACAGAACGCUGCUGUUUAGCUCCUUUAUAUUAGAUAAAAAUAAACACAUCCUGUUACUUACCUGUCACUUGUUCCCAUGAUGCGUUGGUUUUUCUUUUCAUAAAUGCGACUUUUUGACAAAAAGUUACAUCUUUAUGCCAUAAAUGCAACUUUUUACACAAAACACCGCCACAUAAGCUGGCUUAAUUGUCUGCAACAAUGUGAGCCAUUUCUGACGAUAAGAGGAUGAUAAAUGAUGCGUAAAAUGCUUAAAUUUGAUAUCGCCGCCCAGUUUCACAUUUAAAACUCAUUUCUAGCAUGAUGCAUUCUUUAUGGUGAAAUAUCUGGAGAAAACAAUUAAUAUAUUUGGCACAAAUCAAACGCCAUUCUUUUUUGGCGCGUUUUAGGCCAUAAUUCUGGCACAACAUGCUCAGUAAAUGUCCCCUAUUGUUUUCCCCCAGCUGAACCCAACUGUGCCUAUUACAAGCCAUUGGACUGCAUUGAGCAUUGCCGAUGUCUGCCAUGCAUCCGAUUCACCACUGGGUCGUGGUUUGCAUUUGUAAACAAAACUGUUGGGUAGAUUUGAACAAAUCUUGUUCUUUUUCACCAAAAUUACAGCUGACUUGCAGACUGCAGCAGGGUUUUCCGUCAGGGUUUGCAACAACUAGAAAUGAAAACUAAAAAUGUGGUGCAAACUGCAUCCCCUGCAGAAAUCUACUCACUUUUCAGGUAAUGUUACAGUUCUGUCAAGCAAGGAAAAAGCACCAAAAAUUGCACAAUGACUGGCGCAGAUAAUACACGUGAGCUCCUAACUGCUCAUAUGUGAUCUGAAAAUCAUGGAUUUUAAAAAAACUGUCUAUGGAUUACAGUAUUUAUUUUGUCAUAUUAAAAUUAUGCAUUCAGCAAUUUUCUAUUUAAAUAUUGCAAUUAAUGUAAAAAAGAAACAUGAAAAAUGUAAAAACAUGUUGAGUGAUUUCUGUAUGGGUACUGAUAUACGUAUGUAGCAGUCACCUCUGUGUCAUUAGUGUCAUUAGUCUCUUCGAAUCUACAUAGUGGUUUGUUCUUGAACUUAGUAGAAAUAAAAGACUAAGGCCCUGAUUUACCAAGAUCGGUGUGUGACACCAUUCCUGAUAGAGCCUGCAUGUAAUUUUUGACAAGGCGCAGGCCUCGUCCUAAAAUACGUGCCUCCUCCGGCAGUCCGAGCUGCUGCAGAUUUCAGACAUUAUUUAUGCCAGGUUCUGCCGUAAAUAAUGAUGUAGAUAUUAGAAUAUGGGCUUGCCAUGCUACUAGAAAAUGUGUGGGACAACUACAGAAAACAUUGAAGGAAGAGCAUCUGGAAAUAUAUUGUAACUGUAUGUAUUGUGGCAUGCCCUAUUAUUUAUGAAUUUCCAAAUUUUGUCUGUAUUAUUUCUUCCAACCUGUAAUGUGAAUGCACAGAUGUUGUUCUAUAUUUUGUACUAUGAUCCUGUCUGAGAUUCAGAUCUUAUUAUUUAUUGUAAGAUGUAGAAUUAACAGUAUUCAUUUCUCAUAUCUUUUUCUACUACCUAAAACAAUGUUUAGAUGCCACCUUAUUUCAUUAUGUAGCUUCACUUUAAACAAGCUUCUGAAUUAUAGUUUUUUUUUUUUACUGGACAAUAAGUUACUGAAUAAACCACAGACAAACACAGAAAGUAUAUGUAUUUAUUAAUUCCACCCAAAGACAAAAGUGCUUAUAUUGCUUACAUCAUGUAAAUGCAUACACAGAAUCAUUAUAUUAAAACCACCACACCGG
Messenger RNA from Bufo gargarizans (Asiatic toad), 5941 nucleotides. RefSeq names its product vav guanine nucleotide exchange factor 3 (gene VAV3). Lineage: Eukaryota; Metazoa; Chordata; Amphibia; Anura; Bufonidae. The transcript is spliced from 27 exons. Gene Ontology annotation, molecular function: guanyl-nucleotide exchange factor activity; protein binding. The coding region runs from base 404 to 2938 and encodes 844 amino acids. The record is from RefSeq and is a predicted model, not a curated record. Gene Ontology annotation, biological process: cell migration; regulation of GTPase activity; intracellular signal transduction. Gene Ontology annotation, cellular component: plasma membrane; cytoplasm.